Molecule: messenger RNA, 3480 nt
Organism: Archocentrus centrarchus (flier cichlid)
Lineage: Eukaryota; Metazoa; Chordata; Actinopteri; Cichliformes; Cichlidae
Gene: znf518b
Product: zinc finger protein 518B
Exons: 2
Coding region: 312-2795 (827 amino acids)
Biological process (GO): regulation of DNA-templated transcription
Molecular function (GO): RNA polymerase II cis-regulatory region sequence-specific DNA binding; DNA-binding transcription factor activity, RNA polymerase II-specific
Source: RefSeq, a predicted model, not a curated record
AUGGCUAACGACAAGCUAAUCCAAAGCAGCUCGGUUGGCGGCGUUGACAAGCGUUAGUAUCACAUCUAAAGAGAGGAUAUUUCUUUUAUUCAUUUUAUUGAGGACGAUAUCACCGACCAAAUCGCUGUUUCACAACAUUGCAGUCAGGAGGAGACACCUGAUUUAUCAGUUAACAAGCGCAUCAGUGUCUGCUUUCCUGACAACUAAAUCCUGGACAUCAGGUGAAGAUGGAUGUUUACUUCAAGGUAUCAUAUCAGCCUCUGAAUUUGUGAGACCUACUGCCAGAUGGCCAGAAGACCUCACUUCUCAUUAUGAAGCCUGUCAGCUAUCAAAGCAUGCCAUCCUCUGUGAAUGGUGGAAAUCCGACUGUGUCGCUGGAUCGUGUUUUAACCACUUCAAAUGUGAAGUAUUGUGAGAAAUGUGGAUUUGGAUCUACAGAUGCUGCAGUGUUCGAGAAGCAUAUGGUUGAGCAUAUGGGGACGAGGUUUUACUGUUUUUAUUGCAACGAUGUUUCCUAUAGUGAAGCGGAGUUAAACGCACACCUGAAACGGCACACUUCAAAGUAUCCAUUCAAAUGUCCCCACUGUGGACAGGGCUAUAUGAGAAGGCUGUGCCUUGUUAAGCACAUUGACCGUUUGCAUAGUAAAAGCAUUAUUCAGGGACCUGCAAAGUCUGGCGUGACGAAAAAUCUGCAGGGCCCCGUCUCCAGUGCCUUAACAGGUCUGCACGCUGCUGAUCCCUCAUUGCUCCGACCGGUUGUUCGGGUGACGAUACCCAACACGAGUGCAGCUGCUGUCAGAUUGGGAAAAGAUGAACAGAGAGCAAAAACACUGGAAACAAACGCAUCGAAUGUCACUAAUGGUAACCCAGAACGUCUUUCUCCUUUGAAUGGACUCAUUCAGCACAAUAGGGCUCUCACAGUUUCUCUGCCAGAAGAGGUAACAAUUCCUGCCGGCUGCUUGGUUGAACUUGUUGAGGUGAAAACUGUAAAUGGGUCAAAGGAAUUGAAGCUGCGGCUUGUUUCCCAACAAGAAAAUGAGUCCAUGAUAAAGGACGCGAGGACAACAGCUUCUCAAAACACAGCACUGGGGAAGCCACUGUCAUCUACAUUAAUAAAUCAUACCAACACAGUACGGCCCAUCACUAUGGGCAUGAGCAUGAUUAACAGGAAACCGUGUGAUGCAAAGAUGGGAAAUAUGGAGCAUCCUGCUGCUGUCCCGGUCAGUGUUUCCAGCAACCUCCAAGUGAGUUCAGUGAGCAAAGAAAAGAGUGGACUGAAAAGAGCAUCACCGGAAAUAAUCAACUUGGAGUCAAACACAGUCAUCCCAAACAAGGUUUCCAAAAGCAUCAUCAGUCCUGUAAGAGAAGGAGGAAAUAGUGGGAUCAGAGUUACGCAAACAGCCCCGGUGAGCCAUGCAGCUCCAUCUCCGGUUAUCUCCAGCAGGGUCACCAGCAGGUUGAGCACCACCUCCACCCUGCUUCCAAACAGCAUGGUUUCUCAGAGAGUGGUGGAUGAGAGAAAGCCCUUACUUCAGGAGUACCCCAAGAGUGUUCCAUCCAGGAGGGCAAGUGACACGAAAAACAUGCAGGAUAUGCCGGUGGCUAUGAAGGUGGAACCUGGGGAUAUCUGCCUCAAGAGCAACACUUCUUCAAAAACAAUAAAAGAAGCACUACCCUUGACCCAGGACAGGAUUAAAUCAACUUCUCCCUCCAUGAGAAGUCCCAUUGUUCCAAUUGUCCAAGUGAGACCUCCAAUGUGUCUAGUCAGUAAGGAUAAUGUUUCAAAUCAAUCUUUUUCAUUAACCAAGACUCUAAACAAGCCUAUAUCAAUCAAAACACCUGUCCUUUCAAAUCACGCCAAUUCAAAGAUCUCAACUUGGAAGCAGGACAUCAGAUCAAAUGUUGUAGCAAAAGAAAGAGCUGUUUCAGAACCUGAGAGUUUCCCUGUCAUCUCUUCCGUGUUUUCAUUAAGUCAGCAGCCAGAGGAUGCUCAAGGUCCCAUUCAGCCAUUGGUAAUGGCUCUGCGAGGCAUAGUGAUGGAUAAAAGUAGCAGUUCUGUCAGUACGACUCAAGAUGAAGUUAAGAUAACAAACACAGAACAUAUGGACAAGCCCCCAAUAUUAGGGCAGAGUGCUCAGGUGGCAACAAAAAACGGAUCCUUCAUCCAUGAGUCAUUACUGAGAGAGCAGACAUGCGAGCCCGUAAAAGCAGAAGACUACCAUCAGGGUGUUGAUCACCCUCCUACACUGACCCACAACCACAUACAUGUCAAAGAGGAAACAAAGAUCACUCUACCAACAGACAAAUGCAGUCACAGUCCUGAUUCAAAAUCUUUAACACUUGAGGAAUCUAAAGUUACCGACCCCGCAGAGACUUCUGAAUCUCAAGAACCUCUCGAGCAAAUGGCCAAAAGUGAGCAGGACGCAAAGUUUCUGACUGUCACCCUGAAGAGGGUACAAGUGGGUGUGUGGAAACAAACCAAGAAGGGACUGAAACUUAGAAUAUCCAAAUAUAAGACUCAGGUACCUGUGGGCAGUGUAACCGACUGUACAGUAAUUUACCCAAUGCCGCUGAAGGUGGACCAACCAGUGAAACGACCAGGUCCAAACCAGCCGGUGGUAGUGCUUAAUCAUCCAAAGCCUCGGGUCUCUGCACAGGGAAUGGGAGCAGAUUCUUUUGCAAACACUGGAGCUUCUGAAGUGGUUCCAAAGUGCCAAAUCCUGAAAAUGAGACUGAGCAAAGUGAUGGGGCAAAAGUACGAGGUGAUGGGAUGCACCGUCCGAGUGUUUCCGUGAAUGUAUUGGACAGUUCAUCAAUGGACACAAGUGUACAUUUAUGGGGGAACAGUAUUACAGCAGAGAAAGAUGUUUAAGGUCAAAAACUAACAAAAUAUCGAGGCAGUUAUUUUCUUUAUGGGAGAAUAAGAGUAAAAAAAAAAUGGACAUUGAGAAUCACUGAACAUUGUCUUAUAUGUAUAAUAUGAACUAUUCAAGUGCAAUGCUGUUUGACUGCUUUAAGUCAAUAAACAUGGACUGUCUGCCGUUGUAGAUUACAGUUAAAAACAUAUUAAGUACUGUUUCUGAAGGUUGAGAGACCAGUGGAUAUGUCAUUAAUGCAUGCUGUUUAUUUAAAAAAGUAUCUUUUUAUUUAUUUUUUUUUUACGUUGCAUCAGUGACAUUUUGUGUUUCAUGUGGCCCAUACACAAUGCCACCUGAAGUCGGUGCAGUAAUGGGUAUUCAGGCGGUUUCCUGCCACACAAUUGGCCUUUGGGGAGAGAAACGUAUGUCUAAGGCAGUGUUUUAUCUUUUUAACAGAAGCGUAUGUAUUUUCCUGUUAUUUCUGGCUAUUUAACUCACAUAAAUCUAUUUCAUGCUUGUGUGACUUAAACCCCACUUUACAAAAAAGGUAAAAAAUACUGGUUAAACAGGUUAACACAGUCCAGGUAAUUUCUCUGACCAAAAUGUCUUUUGUGGGAACCAA